Molecule: messenger RNA, 2096 nt
Organism: Penaeus indicus
Lineage: Eukaryota; Metazoa; Arthropoda; Malacostraca; Decapoda; Penaeidae
Product: Krueppel-like factor 6
Exons: 6
Coding region: 537-1397 (286 amino acids)
Biological process (GO): regulation of transcription by RNA polymerase II
Molecular function (GO): DNA-binding transcription factor activity, RNA polymerase II-specific; RNA polymerase II cis-regulatory region sequence-specific DNA binding
Source: RefSeq, a predicted model, not a curated record
UGACAAACCAACCAGCGAUGAUGCGAGCGGCCUGGGUGGUGCUGGGCGUGGCUCGACCAAUCAGCUGCCAGGCGGUGGGUGCGGCGGCCGCGCCCAUCACCAAGCCCAACAGGUAGUUUAGUGUACUCGUCGCCACCAAGGAGUGAAGCUGUGUUUUCCACGCCUGUGAUACUUUGUAGAUAAAUUAAGCACUAGUGUGUGUUAGAUAUAUUUAUAUAUGUUGUAAAGAGAUUCUUUUAUUUAUUUUGCAUAGUGUUGUGUUGCUUUAUAGCAUGAAUUUGGUGCAGCCUGUCAACUCCGUCCCAACAGUGUUUUCUUACCUGUAUAAAUGAAUAUUCAGGAAUGCGAUGACAAGUUGUUAUUGAUCACGGGUCUUGUUUGUAUUGGAGAUACCCAGCCUGGACAGAGGCUUUCCCUGGUGUUAAUUCAACUCCCGAACAGCGCUACUAGCAAGCAAGAGAGUUGGCGUAACCGAAGAAGGGGUUAACAGUUCUCCUGUGCUCCUCAAAGUGCCUGCUCUAAAUAAGCGUCCAGCCAUGCACCCUAAUAUGACGUCCAAGGAGGGUGAGGUGCCCCCGGAACAAAUUGAACCUGUGGAUUUAAGCGUAAGGAACACGAAAACUUCCGGGGAAGAAGGACACACGGGUUACAAAGCACUUAAGGACUCAGGGGUUGUCCUUAAAGUUCCUACUUUUCCCAUCGCCCUACAGACGCUCGGCCUAGACCUUUCAUUGAAGGCUGUAACUGAGUCGCAGCCCUGCCCCGAAGACCCCUUUGGAGUAAGUUUCGAAGCCGCACUCAGAACCGGGUCAACUACCUUUCUCUCUAUACAGAAAAUAAGAGAUGCCUCUCUAGCUUUGUGCAGCAAGAGAUCCCUGAGCGAGAGCCCGUCGCCGCCUCCCGCCUCCUGCCCGCCCGCGGCCCACCUCACCUCCUCGGCAGUAUCGGUGUCCAUUUCCCCGUCGGCUGCUGUAGCUGCCGCUGCGUCCCUUCUAUCGCCUCCUUCUCACUCGCUUAUAUCUUCCUCCUCUUCAUCCUCAUCAUCACCGCCUUCACCUCCAGCAGGCUCUCGGCCACCAGGACGGCCCCCCCCUCCAUCCGCAGACUAUACAGACGCGCUGAGACGUCGAAAGGUUCAUCGGUGCGACUUCGAAGGGUGCGAGAAAGUUUACACCAAAAGUUCCCACUUAAAGGCUCACAAACGGACUCAUACAGGAGAGAAGCCCUACCAGUGCACAUGGGACGGCUGCAUGUGGAGAUUUGCACGUUCUGAUGAGCUGACUCGUCAUUAUCGUAAACAUACUGGCCAGAAGCCUUUCAAGUGCCAACUGUGCCAACGGUCGUUCUCUCGCUCGGAUCACCUUUCCCUCCAUAUGAAGAGGCAUUGUACUGCCUAAAGUUAUAGUGCACCCCUUCCGAGCUUAGAUCUCAUAGCUACCUAAAUGCAAUUAUCGAGACAUUUAAAGGCAGCACGAAGCAUUUAUUUAAUGAAUUAACACUCAGUUUAGUAGCCAAGUAAAUUAAAGUAGUACCAAGAGUCUUUUCUUUAUAUAGCUAUUACAUUUCAUACCGUGGGUAUAACAGGUAUGAGCUACAAAUGGCUUCUAAAGUGAAUUUACUGCCCAUUGGCAUUCUUUCCAAUUGUUACAAGAAGAAAUCAGUUUGGUGAUUUACAACAGUGAAUUGGUUUCCUGGGCUUCCCGUAUAAUGAACACUGAUGACAGUGCGUGAAACAGUUUCCAGUAUAUAAAAGAAAAGAAAUAUAUUGUAACAGUGUAUCAUUAGUGAUAGUGUGUGAUAAAACUGAAAAUAGUCAAAACAUUUGAAUUUCAAAUAGUGCACAUAGUGAUGGUGGAUAAAAGAAGCAAAAAUAUGACUAUCUGAAUAAUCUACAAAUCUGACGAGUGUUUUGCUCCUAAAGACAAUAUUACCCGACAUUAUACACUGAACCGCUGUCUUCCAGAUGCCUUGUGACUUAUCGUAGAGUGUAUUUUCAUUUCAGAGGAAUGAUGAGCUCCGAAGUCAUUCAACAUGAAUUGGAUUUUAUAAGUAAUCCUGAUCACUUUUGCUUGAUAUUUGGCAAGAUUAUGAUAUUC